UUGUUCUUCUCCCUUGCAGACUAUAACAUCAAAGUCGACCCACCAUUGUUGAUUGCACAAAGUCAGAGAGAGUGACAUAUGAUCAGAUCAAAUGGGAAGAUGAAAAAUGGCAGAUUACCCUCAAUCAGACCGUCCAUUUUCUCAUCAACCCAUAUCUCCAAAUCACUGGUCCCACUCAAUCACACUUUCCCGCCAUCAGAGACCAACUACCUUUUGUACCCACCAACUGCCUCUUCUCUCUCCUCUGCUCUGCAACACUUCAUCAACUCAGACACCCCUUCCCAUGGCCAAAAGAUCCACACCCACAUUCUCAAAACUGGGUUCAAGUCCAACACCAAUAUCUCCAUCAAACUCCUCAUUCUACACAUUAAAUCUAGUUGUCUUGCCUAUGCACGCCAAGUGUUUGAUGAAUUGCCUAACCCAACUCUCUCUGCUUAUAAUUAUAUGAUUUCGGGUUACAUAAAGAAUAGGCAGGUGUUAGAAUCUCUGAAUUUGGUUAAGGGAUUGGUUUUUUCGAAUGAAAAGCCUGAUGGGUUCACGUUUUCGAUGAUAUUGAAGGCUUCUACUUGUGAGAGUGUUUCAUCGGUUGCGAGUAGUUUGGGAAAGCAAGUCCAUGCCCAGGUGGUGAAAUCCGAUGUGGAGGGUGAUGAAGUUCUUUACACUGCUCUUGUUGAUGCAUAUGUUAAGAGUGGGAGAGUAGAUUAUGCGAGGAGAGUCUUCGAUAUGAUGUUGGAAAGGAAUGUGAUUUGUUCAACGUCAAUGAUUUCGGGUUACAUGAAUCAAGGUUGUGUUGAAGAUGCUGAGUAUAUUUUCAAGAAAACACUAGAAAAAGAUGUGGUAGUUUAUAAUGCGAUGAUUGAAGGUUAUAGCAAAUCAUUGGAAACAGCUAAGAAGGCACUUGAGGUUUUUAUUGACAUGCUAAGGUUGGAUUUUAGGCCUACAAUAUCGACUUUUGCAAGCAUUAUUGGGGCUUGCUCUGUAUUGUCAGCAUUUGAAAUUGGUCAACAAGUCCAGGCUCAAAUUAUGAAGACUGAACUCUUCACUGACAUAAAAAUGGGAAGUGCUCUUGUAGACAUGUAUGCAAAAUGUGGAAGAAUUGAGGAUGCAAGAAGGGUUUUUGACCGCAUGCCUGAAAGGAAUGUAUUUUCAUGGACUUCCAUCAUUGAUGGAUAUGGAAAGAAUGGAAAUCCAGAGGAAGCACUUGAGCUCUUUUUCAGAAUGCAAAGAGAUCGAUGCACUGAACCUAAUUAUGUUACGUUCCUUGGUGCUCUGUCGGCUUGUGGGCAUGCUGGCUUAGUUGCCAAAGGCCAAGAAAUCUUUGAUAGCAUGGAGAGAGAGUACUUGAUGAAACCAAAGAUGGAACAUUAUGCUUGCAUGGUUGACCUCUUGGGGCGCGCUGGAAGUUUAUAUCAGGCAUGGGAGUUUGUAAUGGCAAUGCCUGAGAAGCCUAAUUCUGAUGUUUGGGCAGCUUUGCUUAGCGCUUGUAGACUACACGAUGAUGUAGAAAUGGCGAGUAUAGUAUCCAAUGAAAUUUUCAAGUUGAGUCAUGAUGACCGUCCAGGGGCAUACAUUGCGCUAUCCAAUACUUUGGCAGCUGCUGGGAAAUGGGAUAGUGUAAGUGAACUCAGGGAAUUAAUGAAGGUCAGGGGGGUAUCCAAAGAUACUGGUUUCAGUUGGGUUGGGACUGAUGGUGUGGUUUAGAAGGCUUCCAUGUUGGACAAAAGAUGUUGCGGGGUUCAUGGGAGAGGAACAGCUAGGGCAGGCCUUGGAUGGAGCCGAUUUGGUGAUCAUACCGGCUGGUGUUUUGAGAAAGCCUGGAAUGACUCGUGAUGAUCUCUUCAACAUCAAUGCUGGCAUUGUCAAGUCUCUUUGCUCUGUCAUCACCAGUACUGCCCUAAUGCUCUGGUGAAUAUGAUAAGCAAUCUGGUGAAUUCCACAGUUCCGAUUGCAGCCGAGGUAUUUAAGAAGGCUGGGACUUAUGAUGAGAAGAAGCUAUUUGGUGUGACUAUGCUUGAUGUUGUUAGGGCUAAGAC
Molecule: messenger RNA, 2033 nt
Organism: Camellia sinensis
Lineage: Eukaryota; Viridiplantae; Streptophyta; Magnoliopsida; Ericales; Theaceae
Source: RefSeq, a predicted model, not a curated record